AACCGAUUCAUUAGGUACAAAUCAAAGAUUAUUUUUUACACUCGUUAAUAAGCUGCCUAAUAACGUAGAAGUUCGUUAUCACGUGCACUGAAUGAUGAUUCCGCGUAAAUUUUUGGCAAACAAAGGCGUAUUAUAACAGUGAGAAAAAAUUUCGAUGGAUAAAACUUCCUCAAUUCGAACACAUUUCCGCUUUAUUCGCGUUUUUUUUCAUUUCAACGUGAAAUUAUUUCAAAUAGGCUAAUGUAAUUAGGUAAUUAAGACUAUAUAAAUAAUAAUGACUGCAAAUAUUGUGUUCUUUUUAAAUUUAUUCGCGUUUUUUGUAAUAAGUUUCGUUAAUGGUGUUAUAAUUCAUACAAAACAAGGAUCAUUGAAAGGUUUCGUAUCCCAGAGCCGAAAUGGCCGACCUUUUUAUUCGUUUCAUAGCGUACCCUAUGCAGAACCUCCUUUGGGGAAUUUACGGUUUGCGAACCCAGUUCCUGCAAAACCAUGGGAAGGUGUAAAAGAUGCCACAAUUGAAUCACCUAUUUGUAUAAACGAAGCAUUUGGUCACUUAUCUGGUCAAGAAGAUUGCCUCUAUUUAAACGUGUACACACCUAAGAUAACAAACGAAACUUUGUUGCCUGUAAUGGUUUACACUUACGGAGGACGUUUUCUGUUCGGUAAUGCUCGAUCGCAUCAAUAUGGAGCACAUUAUUUCAUGGACAGAGACGUCAUACUGAUAACAUUUCAUUACAGAUUGGGAGUUUUUGGUUUUUUGAGCACCGAAGAUGAAAUAAUUCCAGGAAAUUAUGGUCUGAAAGAUGAGGUAGCUGUACUCGAGUGGGUUCAAAAGUAUAUAGAUGAUUUUGGCGGCGAUAAGAAUAGAGUAACUUUAUUUGGAGGCAGUUCCGGAGGCAUUAGUGUAUCGUUAACGCUUGUUUCACCUCUGGCUAAAGGUCUGUUUCAUGGAAUAAUUUCUCAAAGUGGACAUCCUUUCGAUAUGGAAAAACCUGGAAAAGCUAAAUUAAACGCGUGGAAACUGGCUUCAGCAGUUGGUUGUAACGGAGACUACGUUAAAAUCACAGAAGAGCUUUUGCAUUGUUUGAGGAAAAUUCCAGCUGACGACUUGGCUGUGCAAGUUAAAAGUUUUUUUCGAAUGGGUUCACUACUGCCUGCUUUCCCUUUCGGUCCGGUUAUUGAAAACGAAAAGACUCCUGGUGCUUUCCUAGUCGACGAGCCUCGAAAAUUACUCGAACGAAAAUCAAGUAUACCUUGGAUAAUGGGCAUGAAUGCUGAUGAAGGCGGUAUGAUGGCAUUAUUUGCUUAUUACGGUUACUACAGCUUGGGCUCUCUGUCUCAAGAAUUCGAUACCAAUUAUAGAAAAUACUUUCCGGAAAUAUUUCGCUACAUACACCACGUCGACCCUAAACAACUCGAUACUGUAACCGAGAAAUACAAAACGUAUUAUUUCGGCGAUAAGAUAAUUAGCGAAAAUAUUCACGGGUUAGCGAAGAUGUUUACCUCAUUGAUAUACGUGGCCGGAAUCAAGGAAGCGGUGAAAUUAUACAAAGGCCCAAAAUUCGUGUACUAUUACGAUCAUAAAAAUAAAGAAUCGUUUGCAAAAAUGUACGCCGCCAAUACUGAUCUUCAAAUGGGUAUUAUUCACGGAGACGAGCUCAUAAGUUUAUACAACUGGUCUUCUGUAAUCACCCCAGUCACCGAAGGAGUGGACUUGACAGUUUCCGAACAAAUGCUGGACUUGUGGACGAAUUUUGCUGCAACCGGGGAUCCGAAUUAUCAAGACAGGAGAAUUUGGGAUCCGGUAGAAUCAUCGACGAUAAAUUAUUUACAUAUAAAAAAUGGCGAAUUAGAAACGAAACAAGAGUUCCUAAAAUCCGAAUUUGAUUUCUUGGACAGUGUUCCAAUCGACGGAUACUUUUAGAGAAUAAUUUUUUUAUUUGUUAUUAUUUUUUACACGUAGAUAAUUUGUUUUUCAUUACAUCAUAAUGAUAAGGAAACGCGACGAAAAAAAAAUGAAAUUAAAGUUCCUUAAUC
Planococcus citri (citrus mealybug) is the source of this 2034-nucleotide messenger RNA. RefSeq names its product juvenile hormone esterase-like. NCBI's taxonomy places the organism in Eukaryota, Metazoa, Arthropoda, Insecta, Hemiptera, Pseudococcidae. The coding region runs from base 275 to 1921 and encodes 548 amino acids. The record is from RefSeq and is a predicted model, not a curated record. The transcript is spliced from 10 exons.